AUGGUGUAUUGUGGGAUGAUUCCACAUUCCUCUAGGUUUAUAUAUUAUCAAUGUUAUUUGCAGGUAGUUGUCACAGAAUUAAGUGGUCAAAUUUGUCAGAUCUAUGGGGAUGAGCUGGAAGUUACUGUGAAUGGGGAGCCAUUUGUUGAUUGCAAUGAAUGUGCAUUCCCUGUGUGCAGACCUUGUUAUGAGUAUGAAAGAAGAGAGGGCAACCGAGUUUUUCCUCAGUGUAAAACCAAAUAUAAGCGCAUCAAAGGUAGUCCUAGAGUUGAGGGUGAUGAAGAAGAGGAUGAUACUGAUGAUUUAGAAAUUCAACCAAGACCUAUGGAUCCUAAAAAAGAUAUUGUUGUUUAUGUAUAUGGAAGUGUUGCAUGGAAGGAACGGAUGGAGGAUUGGAAGAAAAAACAAAGUGAAAAACUUCUGGUUGUUAGACAUGAAGGGGAUAAAGAUAGUGAUGAGUUGGAUGAUCCGGACUUACCAAAGUAGGUGAUAUUGUAUAAUUCUUAUAAUCUGUUCGUUGAAAGUUAAUCAUAUAACUUUCUGAA
This is a messenger RNA of Glycine soja, 545 nucleotides long. RefSeq names its product cellulose synthase A catalytic subunit 6 [UDP-forming]-like. The transcript is spliced from 4 exons. Bases 1 to 486 code for a protein of 161 amino acids. The record is from RefSeq and is a predicted model, not a curated record. Lineage: Eukaryota; Viridiplantae; Streptophyta; Magnoliopsida; Fabales; Fabaceae.